AGGCGAAUGCAGCCCAGAAAGGAGCACAGAAGCAACCAGUCCGCAAGGAAACAUCCCCAAAGCCAAAAGGAAACCACGCGCAAAGCGCUUUGCACAUCCCCGCCCUCCUUUCCGGAGGGAAACAGAUCCGCCGCGUUACCGCCCGUUUGCUCCGGCCCCGUUUGAACUCGCCCACCCGGGUCGGUCCCUCCCAAGCGCGUCGGAUGCUGCUUGGACGAGCAGAAGCGAAACCGAAACGGCAACCCUGCGGCCACCAUGCGGACAGGCUAUUGCGGCGCCUUCCCGUGGCCCCUCCUGCUCUUGCAGCAGUCUACCUGGGCAGCUCUGAAGGUGUCCGUGCCCCCAUCUCCAUUCCGUGCCUUGCCUUUCUCUGAUGUAUGGCUGCCCUGUACCUUCUCAGACUCUGCAAGGCCCAUAAUCCUGCAAGGCCUGAGUGUCACGUGGAAAAGAGGUGACCAGGUCCUCGCCAAGUAUCCGGACAAAUUCAAGCCAACGAGGCCAGGGGCAGCGAUGUCCACGGAGCUGCUGCAAGCGGGCAAUGCUUCCCUGCUGCUCCCGCAGUUGCAGGACACGGAUGCUGGUGUUUAUUCGUGUGCUGUUAUUUUCACGCCUGAAAAAACCGAGGGAAGCUUUGAGUUGAAGCUGGAAGCUAAGCCACAGAUAGCACUUGGAUCCCCAAAGCUGCAGCUUGCCAAACGGGCCGAAGUAACGUGCACAGCGUCUGGUUUUUACCCUGGUGAUAUCUCUGUGGAAUGGCUGAAAGACGGCGCGGUUGUGACAGGCCCCCAAAUGUCCCUUCAGCAGGACAGUCAGAAUGGCUUGUAUGAUGCGAGCGCCAUCCUGGAACUCACCCCGGACUUUGCUGAUGCAAACGCGAGCUUCUCCUGUCGCGUCAGACACAAAUCGCUUGACAGCCCGCUCGAGGAAAACUUCCAGUUGCAAUUGCAAGCUUUCCCAAGCCUUCAGGUUUUCACAACGGUGUCAGGGAGCACCCUUGAAAUGCUUGCGUGCCUGGCGAAUGGAUUUUACCCCCAGGAUGUUCACGUCGGUUGGCUGCGAAAUAGGGUGAUGCAACCGCCAAUAGGAUCUCCACCCCAGAGGCUGCCGAAUGGGACGUUCUCCUCGUGGAGCAUGAUCCAGCCCCAAGAGAUGGACCCCAAAGUCAGCUACGUCUGCCAGGUGCAACACGAAAUAUGGGACUCUCCCCUGGAGUUGGCGGCCCACUGGCAACCAAAAGGAGGUAUUGGACCUUCUUGCCCUACACCCGAGCACCCCCGGAGUUCGGGGGCAGAAGGGAGGUCCUGUUCAUGCUCACCCACGCCCUCCCCUGCAUGUCCAACUUCUGCUACAGAGACGGUUGCUGUUUGGAGUUGGCUGGUAUUUGGAAUCGGAUUGGCGCUUUGCUUCACAAGUGGAAUCUUUCUGUAUAGAGCUAAGAAACGGAGGAAUAUGUCACAUCCAGAGACCCAAAACAAGAACCGCCUGAGCUCUGAAUCAGCAGGACUCCCACUGAAGCCAGCAACUGACAAUACAUUGAUGUGAAGCCGUUUUGCAGCACCCUGGCAAACUCCUGUUUGAGUCGGACUGCUUUCCUGAAUCUUGGAGGGUGUAGCUCACAGAUUUUGAUGCAUCUGGGGCUCUUUAUUCAGCAAGCUGUUUUGGUGGCCUACAAAGUAAAGUGCUUGAAUUGGACAAGUA
Molecule: messenger RNA, 1698 nt
Organism: Sphaerodactylus townsendi
Lineage: Eukaryota; Metazoa; Chordata; Lepidosauria; Squamata; Sphaerodactylidae
Product: natural cytotoxicity triggering receptor 3 ligand 1-like
Exons: 5
Coding region: 256-1542 (428 amino acids)
Source: RefSeq, a predicted model, not a curated record